GGCAGGAUGGAGGCUGUGCUGUGUUGUCCACUGAGUCCCCUCUGGGCCGGUGGGAGGUGAAGAACUGUACCCUCUUUAAAGCCGGCACCAUCUGCAGGACCGACCUCGCUCCGCUUCCAGAACCAGAAUCGGAGCUGGAUCCUAACGCAAACUGUUCUGAUGGAUGGGAGUCCAGACCGGGGGUCAAAUACUGCUACAAGGUGUUCCACGAAGAACGGCUGAGCAGGAAACGGUCCUGGGAGGAGGCCUGGAGGUUCUGCAGGGCUCUUGGAGCGGACCUGCCCAGCUUCACAAACGGAGACGAGAUGAACGUCCUGCACAGCAUCGUCAGGGACUCCAUCAG
Molecule: messenger RNA, 343 nt
Organism: Austrofundulus limnaeus
Lineage: Eukaryota; Metazoa; Chordata; Actinopteri; Cyprinodontiformes; Rivulidae
Product: lymphocyte antigen 75
Source: RefSeq, a predicted model, not a curated record